Messenger RNA from Dentiscutata erythropus, 2000 nucleotides. Lineage: Eukaryota; Fungi; Glomeromycota; Glomeromycetes; Diversisporales; Gigasporaceae. The record is from the annotation of a GenBank genome assembly.
GCCUGGGAAUUUUAACUCAAUCCAAUUCAGAUGCAUAUCGAUAUGCAGAAAAUCCGAAUGGUUCAUGCGUAGGCUAUCAAGAUUAUGAUAGUUGGUUGCUAUCUUAUGGGAUGAGUCCACCAUUCGAUUUGUACACGACCACUGGUCAUCAGACCGCUCCACAAUUGCUGAACCAAGGUGAAAUGGAAAAUUGGGAUCUGGUUAUCCCAAUAUUAAAUCUACAGUAUCAAAAUUAUAGCCAACAAUUCUUACAAGGCCACCAACACCAAACUAUUACUGCUCAAACACCAAAUGUCGAUAUGUCACAAGGACAGCAAACGCUAGUAAAUCCAAAUAGAGAAAAUAAUUCACUACCGCGAAAUCCUUCAAUUAUUGCAACACCAGUUGAAAAAUUCACACUGGAUAUAAAAUUUUGUUACCCUUACUCUGGAAUAAGUCAAUUUUUCGCUAAAACAUGGUUAAUCAAGUGGAGUUCUGUCGACUUAUUUACAAGAUUCAUCUAUAAAGUAAAUCCUAUCAUUACACCACAGCAAGUGUUCGAUAUAUAUUAUAAAAAUCUUAGUGAUAUAAUUGCAAUCAAACACAUUGACAAUGAUGUUAUACAGUAUGUUCAUGAUAUUGUUGAUAAACGAAUUCAGAAAGAAAGUUGUUUAAAAGUCAUAGGAGAUGCUUUAUUACAUAUAAGAAGAUUACGAGCAAGAGUAAGAGCAAUUAAUACAAAUAAAACACAACUUGAUUUUCAAAGAGCAGAACAAAAUGAUCAAAUAAAUAAAAGAUUUGAUGUUUAUGCUAAUUCGAAUAAUGGUAUUGAUCAAAGUCCUUCUGAACAACAAUCGGAAAAUAAUACUGAGUUUGGAUUAUUUACAGAAGAUAAUGACAUAUUAGAACCAAAUCAGUUUCUUAAUAUUAACACUAUGGAAAUAGGAACUAGCUCACAAACUAAUAAUAUAAAUCAAUUCACGAUAGAUACAGAAAAUAGGAUCAAUGAUGUAAUUAAAGACCUUUUGCCACAUAAGGAUUUAGAGGAAAUCUGGAAAUUAGUCAUGAGUCGUUUGAAUGAAAAAAACAUAAAAGUUCAGUCAAUAGAAUCAAGAAUAGUUGAUUUAACUAAUUGGUCAAGUGUUGAGUGGUCAAGAAUUCUGAAAACUGAAGAUAAAGCGAAUUUAUUUAGAUUUUGUCGACAAAAACUAUUGAAUGAUCAAAUUGAUAAAAAUGUGAUUAAUUUAAUUGAUAAUUCUGAGAUUAACAUUUUAAAAGAUAAACUUUUGAAUAUCGGAUCAGAAGAUGGAAAUUUAUCAGCUGAAAUUGUUUCAUUUUUUCAUAAGUGUUUUAGACGUGAAAUCAACAUAUUAUCUCAUCCGAUUCGAGAAAGAGACUAUAUAAUAAAAAUUUUGUCUCCUAUCUUAACUGAUUUGUUAGAGGAAUAUGAUAGUGGUCUUUUUCAAACAUAUUGGAUUGAAAAAAUAUCUAAAGCGGUGCAAACUAGAAAAAGGCGUAAAAUCCAUGCUGAAUAUGUUAAAUUUGGAAAUGAGUCUAUUAAAAUGGAUGUUGUUGUAGAACUUCGGAAUUAUGGUAUUGAAUUAGUGUCUGUGGAAGUUGGUAAUACUGAGGUGGACAAUGAUGAUUUGAAACUACGAGAAGAUCAUACAGCAUUAAAAAUGGAACUAAAAGACAUGUUGGACAAUUUUCGUGAUGAGCUUCAUUUUAAAAAGAAAGACAUAGCUGAAAUAUUUGUUAUGGGAAUCCAAAUAACUGAAGUUGCUACGUUAGUUCUCCCAAAAUCUUUGUCGGCAAUGGAAUAUUUAUUGAGACCAUUUAUUAAGAACCUCCUGGGAUUUAGACAUACAUUGUUAAUGCUUAACGAAAAAAUUGCAAAAAAGGCAAUAACUCGUCAAUCCACACCCUCCCCAGCUUCAUCGCCUCUUCCUCAAACUUCCGAACCUCCUGAGAUUAACCGAGUAAAAGAGGAUGUUUUUACAAUUCUUGACAAAAUAUACUAG